This is a messenger RNA of Cladocopium goreaui, 1237 nucleotides long. NCBI's taxonomy places the organism in Eukaryota, Dinophyceae, Suessiales, Symbiodiniaceae. The record is from the annotation of a GenBank genome assembly.
GCUUAAGCCAUUGAAAACUCUCGAUGCCGGGCCUUUGCGUACAUCCAUACCGCAGCAGAAACAGAGGUGGGAGCACUCUCAAUGAUGGUGUUACGGGCCGUGCUGAGAAUUUGCCAAGUUACAGGUCUGGUAAGCUUCCUCGAUGCCAGUCCCAGCGAGGCAUUUGUCUCUGAGUGUUCAGAGUCAGAGCUGCUUGCAGUGGAGGAUGAUGCAUUAGCUGCUUCAACUCUACUUCUUCAAGCCAAUAUUCAUCAAUCACGGGUCGCGACGGCCGGCUUCCAGGAGGCGAGAGUUCCAUCCAAGAUUUAUAGUUUGUUUUCCCACUUAGAAGGGGAUGAGUUUGACAGUGUUCUGGCCAACACGACUGAAAUUCCUGAGGAAGCUAGCGAUCUUUGGCCAGUCCUGCAGCUGGUGAACUCUGGAAAGGACAAGGCAGAGUCCGAUCCAAUGUGGGCCAGCGUUCAUGAGUUGAUUCGACGCUUUUUGAAGAACUCAAAUUCAGAGGCUGAGGAGCUGGUUCGGCUGUGCCAGAGUGGAGAUAUGGAACAGUUCAGCAAGAAAGGGUGCGCCAGGCCUGAUGGACAGAGGCUGAUCAAUGGUAUCCCUGCAGAUCGCUACUUCUGUGGCGUACAAAACUCUGGGAUCAAUUGGGGCUCGGAGAAGGUGAUCAACUUGUGCAGAGCCGAAGUGGGUUCAGCUUAUACCCUGAGCGGGUUUUGUGGCAGCUUGAGCAAGAAGCAGCUUGUGUUGAACUUCCUGAAUGGCGUGCAUAAGACCAAGGAGGAUCCCAGAUACAUCAACGUGCCGUCUGUGACCUGCAUCAUGGACUUAGCGGACUGUGAUAUUUACUUUUGUCAGCACUGCUCGCAUGUAGGCUGUGUACAUAGCACCAAUAGUUCCGUAUAAUAUAUAGAUGGCCAGAAAUUGCCAGAAACUUGGCUUGGUGAUGUACCAGGAAUUACCAGGAACCGCGAGACAGGGCUGGUCCGGUUCCUGUGAGUUUCACUACACUACAGAGAAACGCUGAGCAGGUGCUGGUUGGUGUCUUUUGACUGGUGCUGAGGGAUUGUUGCAGAGUCCCAAGGAUGUCUGAGAGUCUAAGCCCCAAAUCAUUGAGAAGCUUGAAACUUAAUAUAAACACAACUAGUUUCGAUAAAGGGACGCGGAUGGAUGGAGGAAAGAGAAGGAAAGAGAAGGAAAGAGAAGGAAAGAGAAGGAAAGAGAAGGAAAGAGAAGG